Messenger RNA from Tripterygium wilfordii, 994 nucleotides. Its product is annotated as extradiol ring-cleavage dioxygenase-like. Lineage: Eukaryota; Viridiplantae; Streptophyta; Magnoliopsida; Celastrales; Celastraceae. The record is from RefSeq and is a predicted model, not a curated record. The transcript has 4 exons. Gene Ontology annotation, molecular function: zinc ion binding; oxidoreductase activity, acting on single donors with incorporation of molecular oxygen; ferrous iron binding. The coding region runs from base 34 to 834 and encodes 266 amino acids.
AAUUCGAUCAUCGAUCGAUCUAGAGAUCAAUAAAUGGCAGUAAUGGACACGUUCUACAUAUCGCACGGGUCGGCGAUGAUGGCCGUUGACGAGUCAUCGGAGGCCCGAACUUUCCUGAAAUCCUGGCAGCAGAGAGAGCUCUGUCCCUUGCCUAAAGCGAUUCUCGUAAUUUCUGGUCAUUGGGACACCAAGGUUCCCACCCUCAGCGUUAUAAAAGGCAACAAUCAAACCUUCCACGAUUUCUCCGGCCUCCCUGAGAACAUGUACAAGCUCAAGUAUCCGGCACCUGGAGCUCCUGAAGUGGCAAUGAGGGUGAAGGAACUACUCAAUGCAUCUGGAUUUGAGAAGGUCGAUGAAGACAAAAAGCGUGGGAUUGACCACGGGACAUGGGUACCACUGAUGCUGAUGUAUCCUGAGCCCAAUAUUCCGGUUUGCCAACUCUCUGUACAGACAGAUAAGGAUGCAACUUAUCAUUACAACAUGGGCAAAGCUUUGGCUCCUCUCAGAGAGGAAGGUGUCCUCAUCAUGGGUUCUGGAACUGCUACUCACAAUUUAAGCUCCCUCCAAUAUGGUACCAAUUCUGUGGCUUCUUGGGCUUUGGAGUUCGAUACCUGGCUCAAAGAUGUUCUUCUUGAAGGAAGGUAUGAAGAUGUGAACCAGUACGUAGAGAAGGCACCUCAUGCGAAAAUGGCUCACCCUGAGCCAGACCACUUCUAUCCCUUGCAUGUGGCUAUGGGUGCGGCAGGUGAAAAUGCCAAGGCAAAACUCAUCCACCAGAACUGGGAAUGUGGUACUAUUUCUUAUGCUUCUUAUCAAUUCACAACAAACCACUAAAGAUUUACUUUACAAGUCACCUAUGUACUCAGUAAUUUGUAAUUUAUGCUUGCCUUAUCUUGACUGGCUUGUAUUCUGGUUUGUUUGAAUUGUUGGGUAAUAAUCCCUUGUUAAUGUGAAUGUUUCGCUUGAUGCUGAUAAUACAUGUACAGCUUCAUCA